Molecule: messenger RNA, 690 nt
Organism: Podospora anserina S mat+
Lineage: Eukaryota; Fungi; Ascomycota; Sordariomycetes; Sordariales; Podosporaceae
Exons: 2
Coding region: 1-690 (229 amino acids)
Source: RefSeq, a predicted model, not a curated record
AUGCCCUUUUUCAAAAGAUACCACUUUUCACACCACCACCACCACCACCACCAUCACCACCACCACAGGUCAUCACCACACGGAGAUCUAGAAAUGUCAGAUUUUCAACACCACCCCGGCCAUUCGAGGAUAAACUCUGGCAAGUCAUCUUCAGCCAGCAGCAACAGCGGCUACGAUCUCGACGACGACGCCAUCACGCCGUGUCCGCUGCUGGAGACAACAGCUAGCCAUCAAACACACCACUCUCACCUCCGUGACCUUCAACCAAGCCACCACCGUCUAUCACCAAAUCAACACAAAUAUGGCAGCCUGAGUCGAACCUCGAGCCAGAAAAGGCCGGCGUCGAGGUCCGAGUCGUGGAGGAGCAGCCAGCCUCGGCCAUUCCACGGAUAUGUUGGGGACUACGAUGAGGAAGAGGAAGAGUUGGAUACGGAAAUCCUAUGGAAGCAGAUGCUGGCGGUGCAGGACAGGUUCGGGUGCUAUAAUUCAGCGAGAAUGAGGGCGGCUCUGGAAGGGGGCGAUACCUCGAUUCCAUCGAAAGUAUGCCUUGAUCUCAUCAACGACAGCAUAGGUGAGAUGCCCGAGGACGCAAGGCAGAGGAUCGAGUUAUUCCUCGAGAGGGAAGGCAGCGGCGCAAUGAUGAGAAGAGGGAAGUGGAAGAAGUUUUGGCACAGGGUUAUUUAUGUCUGA